This is a messenger RNA of Trachymyrmex cornetzi, 1728 nucleotides long. RefSeq lists its product as uncharacterized. The coding region runs from base 1 to 1728 and encodes 575 amino acids. The record is from RefSeq and is a predicted model, not a curated record. NCBI's taxonomy places the organism in Eukaryota, Metazoa, Arthropoda, Insecta, Hymenoptera, Formicidae. The transcript has a single exon.
AUGUACCGGCAAAUUUUAAUAGAAAAAGAACAAACGCCAUUACAAAGCAUUGUCUGGCGGGAGGAUCCGAAUAGCGAAAUACAAGACUUCGAAUUACUUACGGUAACGUAUGGUACAAAGCCUGCUUCAUUUUUAGCGGUCAGAUGUUUGCAUCAAUUAGCAGAAUCCGAGAAAACAAAUUAUCCCGAAGCAGCUACAAUAGUUUGCAAUAAUUUUUACAUGGACGAUCUGCUGGCGGGAGGUGCUACAAAGGCAGAAGUCAUUAAGUUAAAGGGAGAGCUGACAGAGCUACUAGAAAAGGGAGGAUUUAGAUUACGUAAGUGGAGAUCCAAUAUGUCCAUUUGUAGCGAAAAUGUGCAUACGGUAACGGAAGGCCUAGACAUUGUCAAAGAAAAUGAGACAAAGUUAUUAGGAAUAUCGUGGGAUCCGAAAAAGGAUAUGUUUCAAUAUGAAGUAACAUCGAAAGAAAAUGAUCAGAAUGCAACGAAAAGAGUAAUGUUGUCACAAGUGUGCAAACUUUUCGAUCCAUUAGGGUUGGUGGGGCCUGUAAUUACCGCUGCUAAGAUCCUAAUGCAAACGUUAUGGAAUUUGGGGAUUGACUGGGACGAAGAGGUGCCCAUGCAGGUAUAUCAGAGUUGGAACCAAAUAAGAACACAAUUGUGUUUGCUUAAUGAAUUAAAAAUUCCUAGAUUGAUAGUGUCAGGAAAAAACAAUAGUCAGCUACAGUUACAUGGAUUUUGUGACGCGAGCGAAAGAGCCUACGGUGCAUGUGUAUACCUACACGAAAGGGACAAACAUGGCGAUACAAUCACCAAGUUAAUUUGUUCAAAAUCGCGUGUAGCACCUAUGAGAGCCUUAUCAUUACCACGGUUAGAGUUGUGUGGGGCGGUUUUACUAGUAAACUUAAUGUGUCGAGUGAUGGACAGUUUAAAGUUGACAAUAGACCAGAAAUUCUAUUGGACGGAUUCAACAAUAGUACUCGCGUGGAUAAACUCCCCAUCUAGAAGGUGGCAAAUGUUUGUCGCAAAUCGGGUUAGCGAAAUUCAUACCAAUUCCUCAGCUUCCGAAUGGAAACACGUAGAUUCGAAGAAUAAUCCUGUGGACCUCAUAUCAAGAGGUGCAACCCCAGAACAGUUAAUGAAAGCUAGCAGUUGGUGGAAUGGACCACCAUGGUUGAGUCAAGACGCAAGCUAUUGGCCAAAGGAUGCUGAGGAGUUGGUAUCAAGAAGCGUACCGGAAGAAAGAAAGCGAACAGUAGUAACAGCAGUAGUCGAAAAUGAACGAGUUAUAGAAUAUGAAAGAUUUUCGUCCUAUUAUAAAUUGUUGCGAAUAGGAGCGUACAUUUUAAGAUUUAUAUACAAUGUAAAGCAUACCAAAGAAGAGCGUAGAAUAGGAAUAAUAAGUACGGAGGAAAUUAGGGAAGCGAAGUUAAGAAUAGUCAAACUAGUACAAGCGGAAGCGUUCAUAGACGAUAUAAAAACGUUGAAGCUCAACAACAAGGUCCGAAGGGCUUCGAAGCUAAUAGCGCUACUCCCGUAUUUGGACGACGAAGGCAUUUUAAGGAUUGGAGGCAGACUGAAACAUGCGGCGUUACCUGAAGAAACGAAACAUCCAAUCAUACUCCCGUCACACCAUCAUGUUACUAGAUUGAUUAUUAUACAUUACCACGAAAAGCUAUUCCACGCCGGAGUGCAAACUACGUUAAACUGCAUAAGAGAAGAGUUUUGA